AUGCAGGAUGGCAACCUUGAUCUUGUCGUCGUCUGGAAUGCAGAGUCGCUUGGAUUUGUUGUCGCUGCUCAAGUAGAUGAGUCCGUUGAUUUUCACAAAAUUCUUGUCCUGUCGAUUGCCUCGGAAGACGUCUCUGAAGAAGCUGUCCUUCUCGUAGGCUUCUUGAAUCAACUUCUACGUCUUGUCUUCCAUGUGCGCAGUGAUGAUCGUGUUCGAGUUUUCAAAGCUUAUCGCGUUAAUGAAAACCCUUUUGAUCACGAAUUGGAGUAG
Molecule: messenger RNA, 270 nt
Organism: Plasmopara halstedii
Lineage: Eukaryota; Oomycota; Peronosporomycetes; Peronosporales; Peronosporaceae
Exons: 2
Coding region: 1-270 (89 amino acids)
Source: RefSeq, a predicted model, not a curated record